This is a messenger RNA of Aethina tumida (small hive beetle), 3997 nucleotides long. Its product is annotated as axoneme-associated protein mst101(2). Lineage: Eukaryota; Metazoa; Arthropoda; Insecta; Coleoptera; Nitidulidae. The transcript has 15 exons. The coding region runs from base 158 to 3877 and encodes 1239 amino acids. The record is from RefSeq and is a predicted model, not a curated record. Gene Ontology annotation, cellular component: cytoplasm; nucleus.
CAUUUAUUUUUGACAUUAGACAUCGCUUUUCAAUGGAGAUGAGCAGUGCUAAUAACAUGUAGAGAGCUUUCAAAGCUUUGGUCACACUAAUCGAAAACAAAUUCAAAAAUCAAGUGUUUCUUUGAUCCAGGCACCGUUGUACGUCGUCCGAAAAAAAAUGAAUGACUCGAGCUUCAUUGAACUCGUCGUGAAACAAACGUGUCGACGUUCCUCGUACGAUUCGGAGAUGGGUUCACGCCAAUCCACCGAGGAUUCAUCCAGCAUUUACUCGUUAGACUUCCUGAAAAAACUGUACGACAAACCCCGCGACAACCUGCACAAAAUCCUGAAGAUACCCGAGCCCGGUUUCAAUGGAGUUGGUGUUAAAUUCGGUAACGGGGUGAGCGUAGAUAUGAAUAGAGCCGAGAAAGAGACUUUCCUGGAGUUUCUUAACAAGGUUAAAGAGCUGGCACCUCCCAAGUCGAAAUACUGGCUUGAUGUGCAGCAUUACGUUUAUUAUGUUUAUAGGAAGUUUGCCACUGAUAAUCCAGAUUCUAACAGUGAAAUCAUACCAGAUGAAUUCACUACUGAAUUAAGAAGUUUUAUUAAGUUACUGGUUGAUGAUGAUGAAAGUCAAUUUUUCAUACGGUUAUAUGCUCUGGUUAAGGAGUUCUGUGUAUUUGCUCAAUACAACUUUACAAAUGUUUGUAAAAACCCUUCUUUAAAGAUUCUAUUUUAUUACUAUGAAGCCAUGUUGUCUGCUGCAAAGAGUAUAAGUGAAACAUUACCUGAAUUUGAAGCACUGCUAAGGAAGAACUAUUCGAUUUGCUGGAUUGAUUUCAACAAUAGUAUUUUUAUAAACCACUUUUUUGAAGCUGAAGCUGUACAGAAGAAAAUAGAAGAGGAAUUUGGGGCCAAUCCUGAUCCAGAGGUUCAAAAGAUGUACCAAAUUCUACACAAUUUGAAGAAUUUGUGGUCCACCGAGCAGACCAGAUUAACCCAGUUAAUUGAAUCUUCUAUUUUGGAUGUAACAUCAGAAGACUAUGACACAGAAAUGGCAAUGUUCGAGGAGCACCGGAAGCUUUUGUCGCAUAACUUCUGGAUAGAUCGUCCGAAAGAUUUAAAAGACGGUUUAGAUUUGUCCCGCUUGGACCAUCAGUUGUUCAGGAUUGUGUGGGAUAAAAAGUUUCAAAGUCCACCUUCAAUAAUUGACAGGAACGGACGUUGCAUCUGUGAAGAAUGUCUGAUAGCCAAAUAUCAGUUGCUUUUCGAGGAAGAAAUGUCGGAAGCGUUCGUUUUGAAUGGGGCUAAAACCACCUUUUGUAGGAAGUGUGGAAUACUCGUCAAUUUCGAUUGUUUCAUACCUCACGUAAAAAAUCAUCCGGAGCAUCGAAAACUCUUUGGAAGCGCAAAUCUCUCUAAAAUUAUAUCGGAAAAGCUCGAUUUAGUGAAUAAUAUUAGUGAACAAUUAUCUCUGACUUCGUUGGAGGAGGAAAUUUUAAGGGACAUUGAGAAAACGCCGGUCGUAACACAUAGACAGAUGCCCGAAAUCGAAAAGGCCAAAGUACUCGAGGAAUUCCUGAAACACAGAAAAGACAGCCCCUCAAGUAAAGCGGAAGUACUCAACAAGAACGCUAGGAAUUUUAUCAAAAUUAAAAAGGAUAUUUUUAACAAUGGGACGGGGUUUACGUUUAAACACAGCUCAAGCUCAAUUAAAAAGCCUGACUCGCCACGAGACGACUCCAAGUUGCGGGAGCUGUUGAAGAACGGCAACAUUAACACGCAGGUGUGCUCGAAGGAGGUGCACUGCAAGCACACGUGGAAACACGAGGACGAACCGAAACCGGAGCCGAAGAAGGGAUGCAAGGGUACCUGUGACCACCACAAGGAGUCCAAGAAGUGCGAUUGCACUUACUGCGAAGUUUUCGGCACUGCUGCGUCGUCGCACACCCACAAGAAAAGCGAACUGCGUGACAAGCUGAGGAUACGGUUGCAUCAGCGACGAGAAAAACGUACCAAGGACACGACGUUCAAGUCCACCACAGUGACGCCCACUCCGGCUAAGCCCCAGGUUGUGACGAAGGUGGUGAGUAACAAAGUGGAGGAGCGGGUGCCGCCUCCGACGGCCGGUGUCACCAGCCCAGCGCCCAUCGUCCAAGUUUCAAAUCCAUCUCCCGAUUUGACCAACGACGACAUCCACGGUCUCCUAAACUACAUCGAGGGCAACACGAACAUUGAUAAGCUGGCGAUAGCGCAGAAGAAGGCGGCCAAAAAGGAACGGCAACGGAAGAAGAAGGAGGAGGAGCGGCGGAAGAUCGAGGAGGAGGAGCGUAGGAAGCAGGAGGAGGAGAGACGCAAAGAGGAGGAGAGGAAACGGGCCGAAGAACUAGCCAAGCAACUUGAAGAGAAGGCCAAACAAAAAUCGCUUAACAAUCAAAGUAAGAAAGAAAGGAAACGUAACAGGAAGCUGGCGGAAGCUGCGAAGGCACAAGCUGACGUGCUGGAGGAAACGAUUCCGGCAAUGGUGACGAUAAAGAGGGUGACGGAGAACGGUAACAGUCAACCGACCGUAACGAUAACACUCAAGGGUUCGACUCCGGAUCAGGAUAAAUUGUUGUACACGCUGGUGAACGGAACGGAAACUGAAAGCAAACAAAUACCUCAGCCUGAGACCAACAACAAAAGUGACAAACAACGAAAAACGGAAGCAGCAGCUCCUGCAACAAAGAAGAAGACCAAGAAGAACAAGGUGGAGCCUCCAGUCCAACCUCAACCUAGCAAAAAUACGAACACACCAACGAUUAUAACGAAGGAGUUGAAGGUCACGUUGGCUUUGGAUCCCAGUAACAAAAAGAGCGAGAAUAAGAAGCAAAACAAGGUGAAGAAUGACGUGGUCACUUCUGCGUCGAAACCAGUUAGGUGUAACGAAAAGAAGGAACAAGAAGUCAAUUUGCCAAUGCUGAAACUGCCUCCAGGUAUAACGAUAACGAAAGUAGAAGGUCCGAUUUCGAACCGAACCUACAAAGCAACCAACCUCCAGGACCAACCUCCAAGUUCAACAAUAAACGUUGGAAAGUCGGGAGUGAUCGUCGUGGACACCGAAAAACUUAUCCAACAAAAUUGCUCGUCCGAAGCCCCGGCCAAGAAGAAAAGCAGACGUAAGAAGAAAAAGGCGGCGCCAGAAGCCGUCUCCUCCACGUCCGGCAGUCAAAUGAUAACUCUAAAAAAUCCGAUAUUCCAAAACGUGAACAAACCCCCGGAAACCGAACGUAGCAACAUGAGCAACAACGAAUGCGCACCCGCUGCCAUUUUCACCAGCGAAAACGGCAUGGUCACCAUCCGGAGUUCGAGGCUGCAACAGUCGUUGAACAGUGGCAACGGUCCACCGAACGGGAUCAUAACGUCGAUGCCCAUGCCAAUGCCCGUGUCGUCGGCGCUCUCCGAUUUGAAGCCCAUAAUCGGGAAGGACGUGUCGGGUAAAAAUAAUUUCGUGAAGCCGGUUGAGCCGGCCGCAAAACUGUCGACGUUCAAUGCCCAGGAGAUCCUGUCCGGCUUGCCGGGCAUUGAGAUAACGAAAGUGGACAAACGCUCCAAGAAGCAGGACCAGGACGCCAAUAAGUCGGCGUCGAGCUCUUCGUCCUGCCAGACGGCUCAAGUCUCCAUCAUACCUGCAACGAACGGUGACAACAAGUUCAUUUUGGACAAAGACGAUUGGACGUACGACAGCGUGUUUACGCCAAAGGAUAUUUUAGAUGACAUGGACGCCGAGGAGAGAGAACUGGAAGCAUUCAAACGGUUUUGCCAACAGUCCGUGCCGCCAAAACGAAAAGAAAAAGUCGCUCAUUUAAACGUUAAAGAUAUUGUUUUAAAGAAGAAAAACGAUGCAAGCUGCGUCUAAAAUCCGAUUAAUUUGAGUUUCAGUUUUUCAUUUUUUAUUUUAUAUUAUAAAACUCUUGUGAUAAAUUACGUUGACCACUGAUUUACAUUUUUAUGAUUACAAAUACAAAUGAAAUCAUUA